AUGGAUAAUGAAAUCCCCCUCCCCCCACCCCCACGCAUCCGACACCGUUCCUCCCCAACCCGUCGCAAUCAUCACCGCUACUUCGACGACCCCUCCAGUGACCCGGCGCUCUUCUCCAGCGAUGAUAUUCCUGCCUCCGGACUAGAGAAUUACCAUGCACCUGUACCGGCUGGGAGUCGGAAGCGCCGAUACCGCGGGACCUGGUGGGGGGAGAUGGUCAAGGAUAAGGAUAAGGAUGUGAAGCGCAAGCGCGGAGACUUCAAGGAUAAGCGGUUGGUGGAUAGUGGGGUCUGGAUGGGGAGUGAUGAUUCGGGCUUUAUGUUGUCGGAAGGGGAUGUGGGAGGUGAACUUUUUUUGAAUGCGAGUGGGAAUGGGGAUGCGCAGAGGGUGCAGAUGCAGAUACAGGCACAGAUGCAACCGCGAGUGAUGAUGGUGGAGGAGGAACCCCGAGAACAGCAGAUUGCGCGAACGAUCGUGAAUGAUUGUUUGGAGAGGGGGGAGGAUAGUGUGGAUCUGAGCGGCGGAAACCUGCGUACCAUCCCAACCGGCCUUCUCCUCCCACUACAACAUCUUACCAAACUCCCCGCAAUCAAAGAGCCUCCAAUCAGUGAAGACGUCUACAGCUCACUCCAACCCUUCCUCCGACUCUUUCUAGCCGGGAAUGCCCUAUCCAAUGUUUCCGGGGAGAUAUUCGAGUUGGAUGCGCUCCGGGUGCUCAGUCUCCGAAACAACAAGUUAACAGAGAUCCCGCCGGCGAUCCGCAAACUGACCCUGCUCCAAGAGGUUAAUCUCUCCGUGAACCGACUACAAAAUCUACCCUGGGAACUCCUCUGGUUGAUCCGCAAGGGCGAUCUCAAGCAUCUGACAGUGCGGCCGAACCCGCUACUGCAGAUCGAAGAGCAGGAGGUGGAGGUGGCGCAGUGGCAUGUGCCGGAGGAGGAGAUGAAGUCGUGUGUAUAUGAGGGACCUCCGCCGGAGGAAGCAUGGGCGCCGAUCCACGUCGCUACGGGUCCAGUGACGAGGUAUAAUGCGGAAGGGGUAAGAAUUGAGGGGGGGAGAGGAGGAAGAGAAGAAGGGCGGGUCCCAUCGUUGCGAGAGGUGUCAUUGUUGGCGUUUAGUCGGUCGGCGUAUCCGGAUUUGAUGGAUGACGACGAGAUGGAGGGCUUCCCGGCGCUGAUGGUGCGGUUGCUCCGUGCGGCCAAAGAGGUUCGGAGCGCUGGGGGACGAUCUUGCUCGGUUUGCCAUCGCGGGUUUGUGGUUGCGCGAACAGAGUGGAUCGAGUGGUGGGAUUGCAGUACGUAUGAGAAUGGCUUGAAGGGACCACGAGGCUCGGGGGAGACGCUGCGUCCGUUGCCGUUUCGACGGUUGGGCUGUAGCUGGGGAUGUGUCCCGGGGGCGACAGUGUAGGUGUAAAAGGAAGAAGAAAGAGCCACCCUACCUCACAUUGGGGAAGGA
This is a messenger RNA of Aspergillus sclerotioniger CBS 115572, 1455 nucleotides long. Its product is annotated as leucine-rich repeat domain-containing protein. The transcript has 4 exons. Bases 1 to 1407 code for a protein of 468 amino acids. Gene Ontology annotation, molecular function: protein binding. The record is from RefSeq and is a predicted model, not a curated record. NCBI's taxonomy places the organism in Eukaryota, Fungi, Ascomycota, Eurotiomycetes, Eurotiales, Aspergillaceae.